This is a messenger RNA of Stylonychia lemnae, 1050 nucleotides long. The record is from the annotation of a GenBank genome assembly. NCBI's taxonomy places the organism in Eukaryota, Ciliophora, Spirotrichea, Sporadotrichida, Oxytrichidae.
AUGAGUGAUCCCCAUCAAGCUAAGCAAGAUUAGACAUCCCCAGUUAAUUAAAGUUCAAAAUAAUUUCUGCAAGUCUCACCUACAAAUAAUGCUAGAAGUAGCUCAUUAAGUAAUACGAGGCCAGAAGAUGAUCCAUUCAACUCCAGUAUUACUGUUUAGGAUUUACUAAAGCCAGUGGGACCUGGUAAUUAUGAAUUGCCUAAUCUUACUGGUCAAAAGCAGAUUAUAUCAACAAAGUAAUCACCUCCAUCCUUUUCGUUGAGUUCAAGAACUGAUCACAAUAACAGAGUUAUUAUCUCUAAGCAGCAUGUACAAGAAAUUGUGGGCAGAGAUUCACCAGGUGUUGGAAGUUACAAUUAUGACUAUUCCCAAUUAAUGAAUAACUUUAUUUCAAAGGGAGGAACAAGCACAGAGCUUAAGGCCAAGUAUAGUUUCAAGAAAGAAAAGAAAUUCUUUUAACUCACCUAAAAUGUGGUGCUAAAAUAAAAUUUACCUCAUUACUAUGAUCAAGAUUACAAGGCUAAAUGGAAUAAGCAAGUUGGUGGAUUUCCAAAGGAUGAAAGAUUUAAGUACGCAAGGGCUGAUAAGGAUCUUGAGGAAAGAUCUCCAGGUCCUACUACAGCUUAGAUUAGAAAAGACUUUUCACUUCCCAAAAUAGGUAUUAAGAAAGGAAUGAAUAAAUCCUUUGUUAUUCAAAAAGGAGAGUCUCCUUAUGACAAUAGAGAUAGGUUUCAAGAUAAUAGCAAAAUAUUCUUUAAGGAAUUAGCUGGUGAGAGAUAAGGAAGAGACUCUCCUGGAUAUGUUUACAACACGACUUAAACCAUCUCUCAGCUAGGUAACAGAAACAACUCAUUCUCGUUUGGGAAGGACACCAGAAAAAUCAAUGAAUUUAAAAUGGAGGCCCCACCUCCAGGAGUUUACAACCCAAUAGAUUUAACAUUAGUAAGGAAUAAGCCAUCUGGUGGAGGCUUCUCAAAGUAAAAGAGAAACUUCGAUCUAGUCUCAUUUAGUGAAAAGCAUAAGAUAUAUGCUGGACAGAAGUUCUUUUGA